AUGCAACCUGGGAACAACGUCAGCACCAUGCCCCCAACCGCCAAUCAAUACUCUGCACCCUGCUGCCGUGCACUUUUCGAGACAGGGCGUGGAUGUAGUCGGUUGCUCGUUCCCAGCACGGCAGCUUCAAGCUCUCACAAGGGCGCUGGCUCCGGAAGACGUGUCGUGGCACCGCGGUCCUCUCCACUUGGACACCUUCGGGCCCACCAACAGCCAUGUCUCCACCUACCACAAUGGCAGAAACGCUGCUAUCAGACGGUGAGCAACGACUCGCACGCGUGCACGCAGACCGCGCCUCUGAGAGCAAGUAGCCGCGCUCGACGUCUCUACCGUGCAGCCGGCCUAUCGCGCCAUGCAGCUGUGCAACGUGAAUCCGAGGCCGCCUUGCGUGUCUCAGCCGCCAUGGCGUCCCGUUUGCAGUUCGCAGCCAGAAAAUGCACCAAACGUCUCCAGCCAUGCGGCUAG
Paraphaeosphaeria sporulosa is the source of this 465-nucleotide messenger RNA. RefSeq lists its product as uncharacterized. The record is from RefSeq and is a predicted model, not a curated record. The coding region runs from base 1 to 465 and encodes 154 amino acids. The transcript has a single exon. NCBI's taxonomy places the organism in Eukaryota, Fungi, Ascomycota, Dothideomycetes, Pleosporales, Didymosphaeriaceae.